Molecule: messenger RNA, 894 nt
Organism: Symbiodinium pilosum
Lineage: Eukaryota; Dinophyceae; Suessiales; Symbiodiniaceae
Source: the annotation of a GenBank genome assembly
AUGCGCGGUAACGAGUUUGGCUUGGCUGUCGCCCAUUAUACGGCUGGCCUUGCUAUGGUUCCCGCGGAGGUGAAGGCAUCUGUUCCUGAUGGCGUGCCGCCCGAGGAUGAACAUGCCCUCCUGAGGUCAGUUCUUUUUUCCAACAGAGCAUCGGCAUUCAGCCAGCUCAAGAACUGGUCGCAGGCCUCUGCGGAUGCGGAGAUUGCGGUAGAGAAGAAAGGCGACUUCGUCAAGGCACGAACUCGUUUUGGGAUGGCUCUCCUGGCGUGCGGCCAAACAGAGAAGGCCUACGUGCAGUUUGCCCACGCCCUGAAGUUGGAGUCGAACAACAUGGCUGCGUUGAAGGGCCGGCAGGCUUGCAUCAGUAUGCUGCCGCUCUGGCGAACUCUCCCAGCCAGACAGCGUUUCCGUGAGCGGUUCGGAGUCGAUCUUUGGCGUCCAAAGGGCACCACGAAGGUCUAUGCCAUCUCUGACGUUCACUUUGACCACAAGUGCAACGAGGAGUGGGCACACCGAAUUGAUGACUUCGAAUUCCAAGAGGAUGUACUGAUUGUCGCUGGAAACCUCUGCGACACCAGGAACGCGCUCGUGCGCGCCUUGACAACGCUCAAGGCCAAGUUCCGGCGCGUCUUCUAUGUCCCGGGAAACCACGAGCUCUGGCUGAACCCCACAGAGGCUGCGAAGUACCCGGACUCCUUGGCAAAAUUGCUGGGAAUCAUGGAAACCUGCGACGAGUUAGGUGUCGACUGCUUCCCUUCCGCUGUCAGUGAGGAUAUCUUCGUGGUGCCCAUGCUAUCCUGGUACACAGCGGAGUUUGACGAGAAGGAUCCGUUUCCGGACCCCAACGCAAAUUUUGAUCACCAAUGCCGUUGGCCGUUGGACCCCGACACGCAG